Messenger RNA from Symbiodinium necroappetens, 477 nucleotides. Lineage: Eukaryota; Dinophyceae; Suessiales; Symbiodiniaceae. The record is from the annotation of a GenBank genome assembly.
AUGCCGUGUGCCUCGGUCACCGACCGUUUGAUGCUGCUGCUCAGUGCGUUCAACCUGCUGCCUCAGGCGAUUCCCAUGCUGUGGGGACAAGACGCCGUUCUGGCCAUGCUCUCCAGCGAUGAGAAGGCGAAGUUGGAGUCGUCGGGGUUCGCCACAUGGUGCAUUAUGCCGCAUUUAGGCUGCUUGCUCCUGGUCCUCGCCCUGCUCUGCGUGCUGGCGACCCAGCUGGACCGCAAGCCGCGCUGUGCCAUGCACGCUGUGCUUUUGGUCUACAACGGCUCCUCGAUCUACUACCACUACAGGAUGAUGCUAGUACAAGGCCAGAAGCCACUUCCGCCCCCAUGGUUCCACGAGCCGGAGACCUUCUGGUUCAACAUCUACGCGCUUCUCUUCAGCACUGCAGUCAACGGAAUUGGCACGAUGGCUGCGCUCCUCGGAACGGAUCCGGCUUCAAAAGAUGGAGUCAAGAAAGACUGA